GCUCUCUCAGCGUCAAAGAUCUCAUCCCCGCCCCGCGACUGUGGGCUGGUUUUCUUGUGCUUCCCCGCCUUUGCUCCUCCUCUUUUCCUCUUUUCUGGGAUCGGUGGUGCUGCUUCCACACACGCUUGCACAGAGCUUUGUGUAAGACUUUGACUGUACCAGGAUCAUGGCAGUGCGCUAUGAAUUACAGUUGGUGUCGUCCAACGGCGGCAAUUACAUUGCCGGUGACAUGGUUCAGGGCCAGUUGAUUGCCAAGUUUACCCGUAACAUCACCGUCGACUCGAUGCAAAUUCGGAUUGUCAGCCAGGUGCGCGGCAAGUCGGGCGGCAACUCGAACAAGUUUCAGGACAUUGUGUCCAGUCCAACAACCACACUGCUGAGUGCCCAGCAGAGCUUCUCCAAGGGCCAAUCCCACCAGUUCCAGUUUGCCAUUGCCUUGCCUCAGAAUGUGCCCUCCAACCUCAACGUCGACUACAUGGGCGAGGCUCGCACCUGCCUCCAGGUGAUUGUCAAGGAGAAGAAGCGCCAAACGGUGGACGAUGUGCCCCUCAACGUUCAGUCGGGCUACACCGGUAGCUGGCCACCACCGCCCCUUGAGUUUCAAGAGCGCAAGGAGGUGUUGGGCAGUGGCUCAAUCUUCUCGAGUGCCAAGAACUUGGGCCUCUGCGACUUGUCGGUGGUCGUGCCAUCCCAACUCGUGCGUAGCACGACAGGCACAGCCAGUGUGCGCUUCCACGUGGGCAACCCAGCCAACCUUUCGCGGGAUCGCUUGCGCAUCCUGAUUGAGCUCAGCGCUGAGGUCACUUGCAAGUUUGGCCUCAAUGAGAGCAAGCGCUACUUUGUGUCUGUGGCCGACUACAUCCCCACCCUCAACUUUGAUCCGUCGACCUCCACCUUCACGGGCUCUCUCGAGUAUCGCUUGGACGGUAGCCAAGCCCCGGCUGGCAAGUCGAUUCAGAAGCCUCAGGACGUUUCCAGCUUCAAGGUCGGCGUCCCCAUCCUUCCCACCCUCAUUGGUGGCCAGAAUUUCAAGGUUGUCACCUCCAUCCACGCCCACAUUGUGUACUACGAAUCUUUCAAGAUGAAGGCUGGUGGUGUGAUCACCGUGGUCGACGAGGCUCGCCCCUUUGCGCAGGGCUCGGCGCCCUCGACGCCCCACAGCUCGACCUCGUCGGCACCCAUGGCGCCCCCUGCAGCGGCGGCCGCUGCCAUGGCACCCAGCUACGAGGCUGCCAUGCAGGAUCCGGGCAAAGAUGCCAAGGCCGGAGGCCAGCCCUACCCCCCUCAGCAACAGCAACCGCCGUACCCAUCCCAACAGUACCCGCCCCAACAACCGUACCCUCCACAACAGCAGCAGCAGCCUUUCGCGCCUCAGCAGUACCCGCCUCAACAGCAGUCCCAGCAAUACCCGCCCCAGCAAUACCCGCCUCAACAGCAACAGGCAUCUUACCCACCCCAGCAGUACCCCCCUCAACAACAAGCCCAGCAAUACCCGCCCCAGCAAUACCCGCCCCAACAGUACCCGCCUCAAGCGCAACCCACGUACCCACCCGCACCCCAGGCAGCCACCUAUCCUCCACUGCCCGGUCAGGGCGCCCCGGGACCUUAUGGUGCGACGCCUCCCCCGUACAGCGGUGACGCUGCUUAUCCCGCCGCACCCUACGGUGCCAAGGGACCCUAUGCGUAG
This is a messenger RNA of Monosiga brevicollis MX1, 1687 nucleotides long. RefSeq lists its product as uncharacterized. The transcript is spliced from 2 exons. Lineage: Eukaryota; Choanoflagellata; Craspedida; Salpingoecidae. The record is from RefSeq and is a predicted model, not a curated record. Bases 167 to 1687 code for a protein of 506 amino acids.